AUGAACAAACAUGUUGCAUCUCCGCCGGAUCGCAGGGUUACGAAAGAUGAUAUCACAGUGUCCUCACCCGGUGCAUCUCCGAACGUUAAUGCAACUACGAGCUGCACUGGUACAGCAUCUCCUCGAUCGCACAAUCCCACCUCGCCUGGUCGAAAUGGCCAGCUACCAAAACAAGGCACGCUGACGAUAGUACGCCGAAGUUCCGGCAAGAAUAAGAGUAUCGGCGGAAGUUUCGAAGGAUCCCCGCCACCGCACAGCCCCGACACUCUUUCGUCAAGCCAAUCCGUCGAUCUCGAUGAGAUCCUUGAUAAUGUCGAUUUGACAACAGACACGCUUCCUGCCGUUGACACCCCUGAUGCUUGCGACAAAGCUGCCCUCAGAUUGAGAUGUUUACUGAGGCAGCUUCAGCAUGGCGAAAUAUCCGCAGAAUUGCUCCAACGAAACUUGCACUAUGCGGCACGUGUGCUUGAAGCCGUUUUCCUAGAUGAAACCAAGCGGCUGGCCGACGAAGACGAUGAACUGUCCGAGGUGCAACCGGACGCAGUGCCGCCGGAAGUGCGGGAAUGGCUCGCGUCGACCUUCACCAGGCAGCUCGCGACCACCAGACGGAAGGCGGAUGAGAAGCCAAAGUUCCGUUCGGUUGCUCAUGCUAUUAGGGCGGGGAUUUUCGUCGAUCGGAUUUACAGGCGGGUCACCAGCACCGCGAUGAUGCAGUUCCCGCAGGAAGUGGUUAAAGUACUCAAGACCCUGGACGACUGGUCCUUCGACGUGUUUUCGUUAAGCGAGGCCGCAAUGGGAACUCCGGUGAAGUAUCUCGGUUACGAUCUACUCAACCGAUACGGGAUGAUCCACAAAUUCAAAGUGCCCCCUGCUGUGCUGGAGUGUUUUUUGGGAAGGAUCGAGGAGGGUUAUUGCAGGCACCGGAAUCCCUAUCACAAUAAUCUCCAUGCCGCGGACGUCGCUCAAACAAUGCACUACAUCUUGUGUCAAACAGGUCUCAUGAAUUGGCUGACCGACCUAGAGAUUUUCGCCACCCUGGUGGCGGCCAUUAUUCACGACUACGAGCACACUGGGACCACAAACAAUUUCCACGUAAUGUCCGGCAGCGAUACAGCGCUUCUCUACAAUGACCGGGCUGUACUGGAAAAUCACCACAUCUCGGCGAGCUUCCGAAUAUUGAAAGAGGACGAGUGCAACAUAUUGCAAAACCUGUCAAGAGAGGAGUUCAGAGAAUUUCGUUCGCUGGUCAUCGAUAUGGUUCUUGCGACUGACAUGAGCUUCCAUUUCCAACAAUUGAAAAACAUGAAGAACAUCCUGAGCCUGGCGGAGCCUAGCGUCGACAAAAGCAAAGCAGUCAGUCUCGUCCUCCAUUGUUGCGACAUCUCACAUCCAGCGAAAAGAUGGGACCUCCAUCACAGAUGGACCAUGCAGCUCCUGGAAGAGUUCUUCCGGCAAGGAGACAAGGAAAGGACACUCGGAUUGCCGUUCUCCCCGUUGUGCGAUCGUAACAAUACCUUGGUGGCGGAAUCGCAAAUAGGGUUCAUAGAAUUUAUCGUCGAACCCAGCAUGCAGGUGUGCAGCGACAUGUUGGAGACGGUUCUCACUCCGCUGAAUGUCAAGGAGAGCGUGGAUGAGUCCAACAACGGUUCGGGCGCAGAGGCCAGAAGAUUCAAGAUUGGAAAGCCCUGGAUCCCUUGCCUAGCGGAGAACAAGAGGAUCUGGAAGGAGCAAGCUGUUCGGGACGCCGAAGCGAGAGCACAAAAGGAACAAGAACAAAAAGAGAACGAGAAUCGCAAUGACGGUGACACGACGCAAGAAGCAGUGCCCGAAGAAUGA
This is a messenger RNA of Dufourea novaeangliae, 1836 nucleotides long. Its product is annotated as calcium/calmodulin-dependent 3',5'-cyclic nucleotide phosphodiesterase 1A-like. The record is from RefSeq and is a predicted model, not a curated record. NCBI's taxonomy places the organism in Eukaryota, Metazoa, Arthropoda, Insecta, Hymenoptera, Halictidae. Bases 1 to 1836 code for a protein of 611 amino acids. The transcript has 11 exons. Gene Ontology annotation, molecular function: 3',5'-cyclic-AMP phosphodiesterase activity. Gene Ontology annotation, biological process: signal transduction.